AUGGCGUCACGAACAUCGGCUUUUGACCUCUCCAAAUGCGCGCGCAAGAACAUCUUGAAAUUGCAGCCCUACCGUUGCGCUAGAGAUGACUACAAGGACGACGGGACAAAUGUACUGCUCGACGCUAACGAGAACGCCUUCGGUCCGGGUCUCGCACUGAAUGCCGAAGGUGCUCUCCAAGACUCAGCCGCCAAUGGCAACUCAACGGGGUCAUCCAAGCCGGACAUCGAUCUCUUGGGAUUAAACCGAUACCCUGACCCCCACCAGCACCCCCUCAAACAACUCUUCUGCAACCUCCGCAACACCCACACCCACACAGACAAGAACAUCGGCCCAGAGAACCUCUUCGUCGGCGUCGGCUCCGACGAAGCCAUCGACGCUCUCCUGCGCGCCUUCUGCAACCCCGGCAAGGACAAGAUUCUCACAUGCCCCCCAACAUACGGCAUGUACUCCGUCAGCGCGGACGUCAACGACGUCGAGAUCGUCAAGGUCCCGCUCGACACGGAAAACGGAUUCGCGCUCCAGCCCGAGAAGAUCAACGCCGCUCUCUCCGCCGACCCCUCAAUCAAGCUCGUCUACAUCUGCUCACCAGGCAACCCCACCGCGAACCUGGUCGCCAAGGCCGACGUCCAGAAGGUCCUCGAGCACCCGACGUGGAACGGCGUCGUCGUCCUCGACGAGGCCUACAUUGAUUUCGCGCCAGAGGGCUCCAGUCUUGCGGAGUGGGUCGCCGAAUGGCCCAAUCUCGUCGUUAUGCAGACUCUCAGCAAGGCGUUUGGACUCGCAGGCAUCCGGCUAGGCGUUGCGUUCACGAGCCCUGAAAUCGCGACCCUCCUCAACAGCCUCAAGGCCCCCUACAACAUCUCCAGCCCGACCAGCGCGCUCGCGACGGCGGCCCUCGGAAACCCCAAGAACCUCGAGGUCAUGCGCACCUACCGCUCGAGGAUCAUCACACAGCGCGACCGAAUCCUUAAGGAACUUCCCACCGUCCCUGGGAUCGGACGCUUCCGCGGUGGUACGGAGUCGAACUUCCUUCUGGUUGAGGUCCUUGAUAAGCCCGCGGAUCAGGGCGGGAAGCCCAGUAACACCAUUGCCCUUGCGGCGUACGAGGCUAUGGCGGAGAAGCGUGGCGUCGUGGUGCGGUUCCGCGGAAAGGAGCUGGGCUGUGAGGGUUGCUUGAGGAUUACGGUUGGCACAGAGGAGGAGGUUACGAGGUUCCUGGAAGAGAUAAGGGCUGUUCUCGGUGCGUUGCUUAACGGCGGUGAAAUCGCGUCGAAGAAGUGA
Molecule: messenger RNA, 1284 nt
Organism: Aspergillus mulundensis
Lineage: Eukaryota; Fungi; Ascomycota; Eurotiomycetes; Eurotiales; Aspergillaceae
Product: histidinol-phosphate transaminase
Exons: 3
Coding region: 1-1284 (427 amino acids)
Biological process (GO): L-histidine biosynthetic process
Molecular function (GO): pyridoxal phosphate binding; L-histidinol-phosphate:2-oxoglutarate transaminase activity
Source: RefSeq, a predicted model, not a curated record